This is a messenger RNA of Rhizoctonia solani, 1539 nucleotides long. RefSeq names its product major facilitator superfamily transporter. Gene Ontology annotation, molecular function: nitrate transmembrane transporter activity; nitrite transmembrane transporter activity. NCBI's taxonomy places the organism in Eukaryota, Fungi, Basidiomycota, Agaricomycetes, Cantharellales, Ceratobasidiaceae. Gene Ontology annotation, cellular component: membrane. The record is from RefSeq and is a predicted model, not a curated record. Gene Ontology annotation, biological process: nitrate transmembrane transport; nitrite transport. The coding region runs from base 1 to 1539 and encodes 512 amino acids. The transcript is spliced from 9 exons.
AUGCAUUCCCAUGAUGCUCUUUCCGACGGACCUCCGCCUUUCAGGUGGUCUUCGCUAUGGAAAGCACCCGUAGUCAAUCCGCUAAACCUCAAGAGCUACACUAUUCCCAUUUUCAACUUGAACAAUCGGUAUAGCGUUAGUUUUCAUCUGUCUUGGCUCGGCUUUCUGGUUGCCUUUCUUUCGUGGUUUGCAUUCCCUCCCUUGAUCCCGGAGGCUAUAAAGUCUGACUUGAAGCUCACCAAUGCCCAAGUUGCAAACUCAAACAUUAUUGCGUUACUAGCUACUCUCUUGGUUCGUAUAGUCGUUGGACCUCUUGUCGACCGUUAUGGUCCUCGCAAGGUCAUGGCAAGCCUCCUUGUUCUCGGAGCCAUUCCAUCUGGACUCGCUGGAACUGCGACUAAGGCUUCUCACCUAUAUGCUAUUCGUUUCUUCAUAGGCAUUCUAGGGGGCACAUUUGUCCCGUGCCAAGCCUGGACGACAGCAUUUUUCGACAAAAACGUUGUCGGCACUGCCAAUGCUCUUGUGGGUGGAUGGGGUAACAUGGGCGGUGGUAUCACCUUUAUCAUCAUGGUCUCACUUUUCCAGCAACUCAUUCACUCUGGUUUAAGCGACCAUAUUGCAUGGAGAGUUGCGUUUGUGGCCGUUCCAGUGCCCGUGCUGCUGUCCGUCGCCGCACUUACAAUGAUCUUUGGGUGGGAUCAUCCUGCCGGAAAAUGGGAAGAUCGACACAAACUUUCUGCGCAUACCGCAGUACCGGGACAUGGUCCCAUUAUGGUACAAGAAAAGGAAGUUAACGAAAAGGACUUCGAUAAGGAGAAGAGUCAAGGCGUCAGUGUUCAGGUCAAAGAAGUUUCUGAUGCUCCUAAUAAUAUUCAAUCCGAGCUCGAUGUGGCCGUCAAUGAGCCACUUACUCUUAAAACCGCUAUGGCCAUUGUAUCAAACCCACUUACCUGGCUUCCGGCUAUUGCUUAUGUGACUACCUUUGGGUUUGAGUUGGCCGUUGACGCCAACUUGGUCAAUGUCCUCUACGGUCUCUAUCAAUCACCCACAUUUGGGCAACUCGAGGCAGGAUACAUCACGGCCAUCUACGGCCUUCUCAAUAUAUGGACUCGUCCGCUUGGUGGUCUGAUCGGUGACGCAGUCUAUCGUCGUUGGGGCGUUCCGGGGAAGAAAUGGUUCAUGCUAUUGUGCGGAUUCAUUGAAGGAGCCUUGGCCAUCGCUCUCGGCCUAUACAUUGAGACACACCACAAAAGCGGAAGUACUCCCCAACUCGCAACUAUUAUUGGGAUCUUUGUCGUCAUGGCGAUCUUCAACGAGGCAGGCUGCGGGGCAAACUUUGCUCUCGUCCCCCACUGUAAUCCAUAUUCCAAUGGUCUCAUGAGUGGGAUCGUCGGCAGCAUGGGUAAUCUCGGAGGAAUCAUCUUUGCACUCGUGUUCCGAUUCCAACCUGCCCCGCUCGGCAAGGCCUUUUGGAUUUGUGGUGUGAUUGUCAUGACCCUCAAUGCAUCCUUGGUCUGGAUUCGAGUCCCAGCAAAAUGA